Molecule: messenger RNA, 1421 nt
Organism: Venturia canescens
Lineage: Eukaryota; Metazoa; Arthropoda; Insecta; Hymenoptera; Ichneumonidae
Product: tropomyosin-2-like
Exons: 7
Coding region: 231-1085 (284 amino acids)
Biological process (GO): actin filament organization; muscle contraction
Cellular component (GO): actin filament
Molecular function (GO): actin filament binding
Source: RefSeq, a predicted model, not a curated record
GGACGAAAGCCAAAGCCCCAAAGGCAAUUAUAGAAUUGGGAUUGGAUCGAAGCUUUCGAGGAGGCCUGCACCACCGAUUAGUUUUAUUUUGGCUUAGCUUCCGAAGGCAUCCAGUUGAGCAUUCUGCCUUGCUCAUCAUCAUCUCUUCGCCCGAAACGAGGUAGAAGAGCUUCAGAAGGGCCGAGCUCCGUUUCUCUCGACAAAGAAGGUACGCCAGAAAGCUCGUCAUCAUGGAGGCCAUAAAGAAGAAAAUUGCGGCGUUAAAGAUGGAGAUGGACGGAGCGAACGAGAAAGUGGAGACCAACGAGACGAAAGCACGACAAGAAAAUAUGAGGGCUGAUCUCAUCUACGACGAGGUCCGCGAUCUCGUGAAGAAGCUCGCUUCAAUGGAGCGAGAUUACGAGAUCAGUAAGGCGAAUCUUGAGCAAGCGACCGCUGAUCUCGAACAGUGCGAAAAAUCGUGGACAAAGGCGGAGCAAGAUCGAACGUCAAUGACGAAAAGGGUUCAAGAGAUCGAGGCCAGUCUCUCGAAGAAGGAAGAAUUACGGAUUUCGGCUCAAAUCAAACUCGCACGAGCUUCCGAACUCAAUGACGAUGCUCGACGAAUGUGCAAAGUACUCGAAGAACGAAGCAGACUGGACGCCGAAAGAGUGAAAAAACUUACGUCAGAAUUGAAGGAUGCGCGACUCAUUGCCGAGGAUGCUGACACUAAAUCCGAUGACAUUUCGAAGAAACUGCAAUUCGUUGAGGAGGAGCUCGAAGCUGCUGAGGAUCGAGUCAAAACGAGCGAAGCAAAAAUCAUUGAGCGAGAGGACGAGCUUUUCAUCGUGCAGAACAUCGUCAAAUCGCUCGAGGUUUCCGAGGAGAAGGCGAAUCAGCGAGUAGCCGAUUUCAAAGUGCAGCUGAAGGAGCUGAAAAUGACGUUAAAGGCGACCGAGAAGCGUGCGAUUCUUGCUGAGAAAACGGUGAAAGCAUUGCUCAGAGAAGUUGACGCGAAAGAAGAUGAUCUUCGAGAAGAGAAGGAGAAGUACAAAGCAAUAUGCGACGAUCUCGAUAUGACGUUCGCCGAGAUGUCUGGAUUCUAAAAGAGGAAAAACCGAAUCAAAGAUUACGAUCGCUGAAAAAACGGGAACGAAAAAAAUGAAUGAUCUGAACGAAGGAGAGUGGGCGAGGGAAAAAAGGAGAAGGAGGAACGAAAGGAGAAACAGAAAAGGGAGAAACAACAACGGAUAAAUAUUAUUUUCUACUUUGCGCUUCUGCGUUUGCCAUUUCAUCGAAAAAAAAAAAGAGAGAAAAAGAAAAAACGAAGAAAAUGUCUUCGAAAAGGGGACAAAAUCGCCGAAGCUUUAUUUAAGGCUCGAUGCUUUUUAGCUUGAACGAGACGCGCUACCACGCUCUUCUGAAUAAAAAAAAACACUUUA